AUGGCCUUAAAAAAACACAAUUGCAGUGUUUUUCUCACGCUGCUUGUGCUAUGCAAGCUUGCCCUGUGUCAGCUGUUAGUGUCCGAUGAUCAAUAUGAAAGGUCACUACGCUGUCGUGGAGGAUUUGACCUGUAUUUUAUCCUUGACCGAUCAGCAAGCGUUACGAAUGACCAGUUUCGGACCCAGACUGUAAACUUUGUAGAAGACAUAGUUGAGAGCUUUGUGAGUCCUCAUCUCAGAACGUCGUUUAUCACAUUCUCAAACGUUGACGAGACUAACGUGAUUCUUCCGUUAACCGGGGAUAGAGAUGAUAUCGACAAAGGAAUUGAUAAUCUCCGUGAGAUACAGACACGUGGAGGAACCUACAUGCAUGCUGGCCUGUACUUGGUGAACGAGCAAAUAGAAAAUGUAGGUUUCGGUGCGGCCAGUGUAAUUAUAGCGUUAACAGACGGAAUGUUAAACGACGAAGAGUUGGCAGUCAAUGAGGCCAACAUCGCCAGACAUCUUGGUGCCACUGUGAUUGCCGUUGGGAUAGGUGACUUUGAUUCCAAACAGUUACGUGCUGUGGCAAACUUUCCGCCAGACGAACACAUAUUUACUGGAGAUACAUUUUAUGAUCUAGCGAGUCUGAUUGACAAGAUAGUGAUUCAGUCUUGUAUAGAGAUAUUAUCGGCGUCACCGACUGAGGUUUGCGCCAAAGAAAGGUUUGACAUCAAAAUAGAGGGGCGUGGUUUUACGAAAACAAAUAACUUAUCGUCGGUUGUGUGUAACUUCAAAUUGAAUGAAACAGACAAUCAAGUUGAAAUCCCAACAGAAAUAACAGACACGUUUCUCCGCUGUCCAGCUCCCAUGAUUCCCGACGAAGACAGCUAUGUACUUCUACAGAUAUCUGUCAAUGGUCGAUCCUUCGUAUCAAGUAAUAUUACGAUCACAGCUCACAGCUGUAUUAAGGUGGUUGCAAAACAAAAACCCAAGCCACCGAAUCCGGAACCGGAAGUAGACCCAGAUAAAAACAAGUGGCCAGUUGUUAGUGCAUCGUACUACGGAGGGCGCGGUGCCGGGGGAAUAAGACGAAUGGAGGUUGACUGGGGGGACAAAGGUUCCACAGAAGCCGGAUCUAAAUUGGAGAAAACUCGAAACGCGCAAGUAACCGAGGCAGAAGACGAUCCAAAGUCAAAUGGUGGCAGCCAAUCUGCCCGCAGUGGGCCGACAUGUAUGCAAACUUUCAAGUCUACAAUAUCCGCAUGUUUUGCACCAUUAGUAUCCCUCUACAGUCGUAUAUCAGUAAGAAGACCAGCACCAGGAGAGAAGGGAGUAUGUUGCCGCGUGCAGAAUGAGCCAGUCUGA
Saccoglossus kowalevskii is the source of this 1347-nucleotide messenger RNA. RefSeq names its product anthrax toxin receptor 2-like. Gene Ontology annotation, cellular component: membrane. Gene Ontology annotation, molecular function: signaling receptor activity. NCBI's taxonomy places the organism in Eukaryota, Metazoa, Hemichordata, Enteropneusta, Harrimaniidae. The record is from RefSeq and is a predicted model, not a curated record.